Pistacia vera is the source of this 750-nucleotide messenger RNA. RefSeq names its product protein NDR1-like. Gene Ontology annotation, biological process: defense response to other organism. NCBI's taxonomy places the organism in Eukaryota, Viridiplantae, Streptophyta, Magnoliopsida, Sapindales, Anacardiaceae. The record is from RefSeq and is a predicted model, not a curated record. The transcript has a single exon. Bases 61 to 684 code for a protein of 207 amino acids.
UUCUCGAAAUCUAUGAGAAAAAAAAAUAAAUAAAUAACAGUCUUUAUUUUUGUUUUCACCAUGCCUCAGGGUCAGGAGCAGCGUCGUGGAUGGUGCAGAUGUUGCUGCAAUUUGAUUUUCUCUUUAGGUCUAACCUCGCUCUUCAUGUGGCUAAAUCUACGUACUUCAAACCCCAAAUGCUCCAUUCAAGACUUCUAUCUUCCAGCUCUCAACAAAUCUUUAAACUCUCCCCACAACACCACUCUUUACUUUACGUUAAAGCUUGUAAACACCAACACUGACAAGGGCGUUUACUACGAUCCUGUGAACUUCACCAUUGUUAACAAAGCAAAUGCCACUGACUACAUUGGAAACUACGUCGUUCCCAAGUUUUACCAAGGCCAUAAGAAGAAAGCUAGGAAACAUGGCAGUGUUAAAGUUGACAAGAGGGUGCUUUCACGGGUGGUUUUUUCUGACGGGACGGCGAUUUUCAGAGUGGAUUUGGCGACAGCCGUGAGGUUCAAGAUCAUGGCGUGGAAGACGAAGAGGCAUAGGAUCAGGGUUGGGGCUGAUGUGAUGGUCAAUGAUCAUGGUACAUUCAACGAGAAGAACAUUAAGCUUUCUCAGGCGACAAUGAGUGUGAGGUUUUGUAGAGAAGUGGGAGUUUUGUUGAAUUUUUUGGUUUUUGUUUUGCUUAAUUUAUAGGAAAAUUUGAUAAUCUUAUGAUUUUUUCUUGAAUUUUAAGAACUUGAUUCUUUUAUAAGAAAUUUA